CACCAAAAUGCAACUCCAUUCUAUUCCAUUAUUGCAAACCAACAAAUCAUUCAAUCAAUAAAAAAGAAAACCUUUUUUUCAACGUGAAUUGACCUAAAAUUAGACAGCCAAUCUCGAGGGAGAAAGAGAAAGUGACCAAACUUAUUAUAAGAAGAUAAAAGGGGUUUAUGCUUAUGCUUGCUUCAAGUAAAGGAUUACUCAUAUGCAUCAUCAUCAUACAUGGAACAUCAAGAUGUAUAGGUGAUCGAUGAUUUGACUUUUGGUUAGUGGGCGUGGUAACCAUGGAUGCUUCAAGGACCUCCUCUGAAGCAGCUUUAACACUUGAAAACGACAUCAUUGGCUCAAAAGUCUGCCAUUUUUUAGGCCUCAAACAAAAAUAUGGAAACCCAAAAGUUGUAUCCCUUGUUUCUUCAUGUCUUGAGAAAUCGGUUGAAAAGAACGGGCAAAGUACUAAAAAAGACAUUGAUAUUACAGUUUUUCAUGGCUCAAGAGCACCUACACUCACCAUUCAACAAUACAUGGAUCGCAUCUUUAAAUACUCUCGCUGCAGUCCUUCUUGCUUCAUUGUUGCACAUAUAUACAUGGAUAGAUUCAUCCAAUCUCAAAAUAUCAUUUUGACGUCUCUUAAUGUUCAUCGUCUUUUGAUCACAAGCAUAUUGGUAGCUACAAAGUUCAUUGAUGAAGCAUUUUUUAAUAAUGCGUAUUAUGCGAAAGUGGGAGGAGUUACAACAGCAGAAUUGAACAGACUGGAGAUGAAAUUUCUGUUUGGAAUUGAUUUUCGACUGUAUGUUGACAUUUCUACAUUUGGAAGGUAUUGUUCGGCGUUGAUGAAUGUGGCUCCAGCUCCAGGCGAGGAGGAGGUUCAGGUACAACGGCCAUUGCAUGUGAUCAACGGUGCAUGCGGAUUAAUCAAAGACAACUGGUCGAAGAACAGUGAAACCAGAACACUUAUCGAACCAUUUAGAAAAUUGUUUGUAGCUGUUGUAUCAAGAUGACAGCAGCCUGGCCUAGAGAAGAAAUCGUAUUCGUAUCGGCGUAUCGCUUCUUCUGCAAGUCCAUUAGGGCCCACGUGCCUUCUUCCAUACAAAAACAUAAUCACGGGGGAAACAAUCACAGUCCCCCACUUUGCAGUUCGAAUUGCCCUCUUCAUACUUCAAAGGGUUUUCGUCUUUGCCGGCGGAGCAAAGAGCCGCUCCGGACGGUUUUCAACAGGAGAAAGUUUCUCUUUCACAUCCACGAGCACCACCACCACCACCGGUUCGUUUGAUAUGGAGUCUACUGCACCAAAUCAACUGCGCUCAAUUAAACUGUGGCCUCCAAGCCAUGGCACCAGGCUUGUUCUUGUGCAACGUAUAGUUAAAAAUCUCACAACUCCAUCUAUUCUAUCUAGAAAAUAUGGUAUUUUAAGCAAGGAAGAAGCAGAAGAAGAGGCAAAGCAAAUAGAGGCAUCAGCCUUUGCCAUUGCAAACCAACACUUUGAAAAGGAACCCGAUGGUGAUGGAGGAUCUGCUGUACAAACUUAUGCUAAAGAAUCCAGUAAACUCAUGGUGGAAGCCGUCAAAAGAGGCCCUAAACCAAAAACAGAUCAAGAACCUGAACCCAUGCCAGAUUCAGUUACACCACACCAUGAAACCUUCUUUGACAUUUCUGGAGGAAAGCGAGCCUUCAUUGAGGCAGAUGAAGCUCAAGAACUUCUAAAACCUUUAUCUGAACCUGGAAACAAAUACACAAAGAUAUGUUUUAGCAAUAGAAGUUUCGGUCUGGAUGCUGCCCGAAUUGCUGGACCCAUUUUGUCAUCUCUGAAAGAACAGUUGACUGAAGCUGACUUAUCCGAUUUUAUCGCCGGGAGGCCAGAAGCUGAUGCUCUUGAAGUCAUGACCAUUUUUGCCUCAGCUCUUGAAGGGUCAAAUCUUAGGUAUUUAAACCUUUCAAAUAAUGCUUUAGGUGAAAAAGGUGUAAGGGCAUUUGAAAAGCUUUUAGCUUCACAAAGUAACCUUGAAGAGUUGUAUUUGAUGAAUGAUGGUAUCUCAGAGGAAGCUGCAAAGGCAGUAUGUGAAUUAAUCCCAUCAACAAAUAAACUCAAAGUCCUUCAUUUUCAUAACAACAUGACCGGAGACGAAGGGGCCAUUGCCAUUUCCGGACUUGUGAAGGAAUCACCAAUUCUGGAGGACUUCCGGUGUUCCUCCACGAGGGUUGAUUCCGAAGGUGGGGUUGCAUUAUCUAAAGCACUCGGAACUUGUCCCAAUCUGAAAAAGAUCGAUCUUCGUGACAAUAUGUUUGGAAUCGAAGCCGGAAUCGCAUUAAGCAAAGCCAUUCCGGUGUUUACUAGUCUCACCGAGGUGUAUUUUAGCUACUUGAACUUGGAAGACGAGGGGACUUUGGCACUUGUGAAUGCAAUCAAGGAUUCCGAUUCCCCUCUUGAAGUUCUUGAGAUGGCCGGAAACGAUAUUACGUCGGAAUCGGCUUCGGCUUUGGCGGCUGUUAUAACCGCAAAGAAAAAUACUUUGAUUAAAUUGGUUUUAUCUGAGAAUGAAUUGAAGGAUGAAGGUGCGAUAGUGAUUGCUAACUCGCUUAAAGAAGAGUUUGGACAGUUGACCGAAGUUGACCUGAGCACAAACGGAAUCAGAACGGUUGGAGCUAGAGCAUUGUCUCAGGCUGUUGUGGGUAAACCAGGGUUUAAAUUACUGAACAUUAAUGGUAACUUUUUAUCGGAUGAAGGGGUUGAUAACGUGAAAGAGAUAUUCAAGAGUUUUCCUAGUGUUCUUGGUCCAUUGGACGAAAAUGACCCCGAAGGAGAAGAAUAUAAUGAUGAUGAUGAUGAUGAAGAUGGUGAUGAUGCUAAUGAAGAUGAGUUGCAGUCUAAGCUUAAGGAUCUUGAAAUCAAGCAGGAAGAGUAGGAGAAGACGGAUUCAGUAUAUUUAGAAUCUAAUCAAGAGUUAGGAUGAAUGAUAUGUUUUCUAUCUAUAUAUUAUUCAAACCUAUAAAGUUGGGUGCUUGUAUUAUUAUUAUUAUUAUUACAACUCUACUGUGACUUUUGUUGUCGUUUUAUAAUUUGAAAUUUUGUUCUAGAAAUGAAAUUUGUCAGACCCAUCCUAAAGUCAUUGGUUCAGGCUUGUUGUGCUAAAAGAAAACAGGGUCACCGAUUUUCUUUCAAAAGUCAAAAAGCUAAAAUGACUGUAUUAUAAAAAUAAUUAAAUGGUUUUUUGCG
Molecule: messenger RNA, 3208 nt
Organism: Lactuca saligna
Lineage: Eukaryota; Viridiplantae; Streptophyta; Magnoliopsida; Asterales; Asteraceae
Source: the annotation of a GenBank genome assembly